UCCACCAAGUACAUGUGCACAUUGUUAACAUUGGAGAGAAUGAAAUGGAAUUCGAGUUUCUGACUUUCUGUCACAAACCUACGCUACAAGCGAAACGGGGCGCCGAGAAAUGAAUUUAAAGUUUAAACAAACAACUGAUAACAAUAAAUACCAGGAAGAAGAACCUUCUCUCUGUCUUUCUUCUUCCCUUUCCCUUUGCCAAGGCCCAGAUUCGAAGAGCGCAGAGCCAUUUUUCGAUUCGACAGUAGAUUUUCAGAAGAAGAAGAAGAAGAAAAAAAUUACAAACCAUAACCAGGAAAACAGUGAAAAGGUCCCUCUCCCUAUCCGCAUUGUUUGUCUUCUUCACUCUACUCCUUAGUUUUCUUUUGUAGCUUUCUCUUCUCUUCUCCCCCUUUUGCUUUCUUAUAUCCGUUGGAACCCCACUCCCCUGUCUCCCUCACUCUACUCCAUCUCCCCUUCUAAAACCCACCUCCUCUCCCCCAACCCAACAGCUGAACCAAACGCCAUUUCCCCCCUUUUCCCUCUUCAUCCCAACAAACCCAUUUCACUCAACCGCCGCCUGGCAGGCCAUGUCGGUUGCCGGAAGCUCCCUGAGUUCGACGACGCCGUUCCUGAAACUGAGGCUCUACGUGCUGAUCGGAAUCGUCGCCGGCUGCGUAAUCUUGGUGUGCUUGACGGUCUGCCUCUGCGUCCGGUUGACCCGCGAGUCGAGGAGACGCGGCAGGAUGCGCGUGAAGCACAGCUCCGGCUCGAUCCCGCUCGUAUCCAAGGAAAUCCUCGAGAUCAAGGCCUUGGAUCUCGAAGCAAGCGUGCAGACUAAGCUCGCCUGCGAAACCGCCGUUGUUUGCGGGAAGGAGGACGAGGAAAUUGGUGGAAGCGGCGAUAAACAAGUUGGAAGAGGGAACAAGGCCGCCGUCGGCGGCGGCGGCGGCGGGGGAGGAGGGGAUGUGGUCUCCGGCAGGGACGUGUCGGUGGAGGGCUGGGGGCGGUGGUACAGCUUGAAGGAGCUGGAGAUUGCGACGCGUGGCUUCGCGGAGGAGAAUGUGAUCGGGGAAGGUGGAUACGGCGUCGUUUACAGGGGUGUGUUGACCGACGGCUCCGUCGUCGCCGUCAAGAACCUCCUCAAUAACAAGUGAGAGUUUGAGUAUAGAUUCAUUUUUCUCAAAGGGCAGGCAGGGAGGGAGUUCACUGUGGAAGUGGAAGCCAUUGGCAAAGUGAGGCAUAAGAAUCUUGUUGGUCUAAUUGGUUAUUGCGCUGAUGGCCCUCGCAGGAUGCUUGUGUAUGAGUAUGUUGACAAUGGCAACUUGGAGCAGUGGUUACAUGGAGUUGAUGGACCGGUUAGCCCGUUGAGCUGGGACAUUCGGAUGAAGAUUGCCAUUGGGACUGCAAAAGGGCUAGCCUAUUUACAUGAAGGCUUAGAACCUAAGGUGGUGCAUCGUGACGUGAAAUCCAGCAACAUUCUUCUGGAUAGGAAGUGGAAUGCAAAAGUUUCAGACUUUGGAUUGGCAAAGCUCCUGGGUUCUGAGGCAAGCUAUGUGACUACUCGCGUUAUGGGGACCUUCGGAUAUGUAUCUCCUGAUUAUGCAAGCACAGGAAUGCUCAACGAAGGAAGCGAUGUCUAUAGUUUUGGUGUUCUUCUGAUGGAGAUCAUCACAGGAAGGAGUCCUAUUGACUACUCCAGACCAGCCGGCGAGCAGAUGAAUUUGGUAGAUUGGUUCAAGGGGAUGGUGGCAAGCCGACGUGGUGAAGAGCUCGUGGACCCUCUUAUCGAAAUCCAGCCAGCUCCAAGAGCUCUGAAAAGAGCCCUGCUGGUCUGUCUUCGGUGCAUAGAUUUGGAUGCCUGUAAAAGACCAAAGAUGAGCCAGAUUGUUCAUAUGCUCGAAGCCGAUGACUUCCCUUUCCGCGGCGAACUGAGAUCCAUGAAGGACAGAGAGUCUCUUCCUCCAGAUGGAUCAAUGGCCAACAGAAACAGGACAACCCACCAAACCAGGCAUGGAGCGGACGGUGACGUGGAGAGGUCAAGGAGAAGAUAACUUACACUUCACCUGCAGCUUGAGUGAUGGAUAGUCAUAUAUACAAAUAGAAGGUUGUGAUUUCAAUUACUUCGUAGCAUAUAAUUUUCCACACUGGAUUUUGCAUAAAGAUUCUAUAGAAUCAUACUUCAUGUGCAUAUGUGAUAUGUCUCCCGAGUAAAAAAAGAAUGUCAUUUCGUUGAGGUGCACCAUUUCUAGGAGUGUUCGGAGAAGAAUCGAAUGUUCUCGAUAACUUGAGUUGUCGAAAGGUUCGUGUAUGAAUGUUAAUUACUUUCUCAAAACUAACUUGAUAUCAUAUCAUGAAUCAACUAGUC
Linum tenue is the source of this 2347-nucleotide messenger RNA. Lineage: Eukaryota; Viridiplantae; Streptophyta; Magnoliopsida; Malpighiales; Linaceae. The record is from the annotation of a GenBank genome assembly.